Molecule: messenger RNA, 2916 nt
Organism: Penicillium diatomitis
Lineage: Eukaryota; Fungi; Ascomycota; Eurotiomycetes; Eurotiales; Aspergillaceae
Product: ssDNA endodeoxyribonuclease RAD1
Exons: 8
Coding region: 1-2916 (971 amino acids)
Biological process (GO): resolution of meiotic recombination intermediates; nucleotide-excision repair involved in interstrand cross-link repair; double-strand break repair via single-strand annealing, removal of nonhomologous ends
Cellular component (GO): nucleotide-excision repair factor 1 complex
Molecular function (GO): single-stranded DNA binding; single-stranded DNA endonuclease activity; damaged DNA binding
Source: RefSeq, a predicted model, not a curated record
AUGCCGCCUGAACGCACGACAGUGCCAGUGAAGCUUUCAUUGCCCUUGCAAUAUCAACAAGACAUCUUUACUGAGCUACGUUCAGAAGAUGAGUUGGUCAUCCUCGCUCGUGGCCUUGGUCUGCUUCACCUGAUCACCAACUUGCUUCAUUUUUAUGAUGCGGCUGGAAACAAUCUCGUGUUGGUGGUAGGUGCAGAUGACCGUGAAAAUGAGUGGAUAGGAGAAGCAUUGGCGGAGCAUUAUGCUACAAGCAAGUCUCCUCUUGCCCGAGGAUUGAAGGUGAUCAACACAGAGAAAGCGACGGUUCCUAUGCGAGAGCGAAUCUACGCAGAAGGCGGGAUUUUGAGUGUCACUUCCCGAAUACUGGUCGUCGAUUUACUCUCUAAGCUUCUAAAUCCUGAAAAGGUAACGGGAAUGAUCAUUCUACAUGCUGAGAAGGUAGUUGCAACGUCUCUCGAGGCUUUCAUAACUCGAAUUUACCGACAAUCCAACAAACGGGGCUUUUUGAAAGCAUUCUCAGACUCUCCCGAGCCUUUCACGACCGGAUUUGCACCCCUGUCUAACAUGCUACGCAACUUGUUCCUACGCAAAGCAUCUUUGUGGCCACGCUUUCAUGUGGCCGUGGCAGAGGCUUUGGAAGGUAAUCGAAAGGCCGAAGUGAUUGAGCUAGAGGUCCCAAUGAGUGCAAAGAUGCGAGAGAUCCAAAAUGCUGUUCUUGAGUGUGUUGAGCUCAGCAUUGCUGAGCUUCGAAAGUCCAAUACAGGCCUCGAUAUGGAGGAGUGGACCUUAGACAGUGCUUUGCACAGGAACUUUGACGUCUCUAUCCGGCGACAGCUGGAUCCAAUCUGGCACCGUGUCACUUACAGAACUCGGCAGAUAGUUAGCGAUCUGACAGAUCUUCGUGGCAUACUUCAUGCUCUCCUCACUUACGAUGCGGUGUCGUUCAUGAAGUACCUUGACACCAUUGUUUCUGCUCAUUCGCCGCCUCCAGGCUCUAAUAAGCACAAUUACUCGCCCUGGCUCUUUCUUGACGCUGCGCAUGUUUUGUUCCAAACAGCCAAGUCGCGGGUCUACCAAGGCAGAAUGACAGACGAAAUGUCACGUUCCUGGUCUUCCACUAACUUCUCCGCAGAGCUCAAGCCCGUCCUUGAGCCUUUGCCAAAAUGGGAGGUCCUUGGCGAAGUGCUUGAAGAAAUAGAGCAGGAUUCAUACCUUAAACCCUUGAACCCUAUUGAGGAUUCCAAUGGUACAAUAUUGAUCAUGUGUGGCGAUCAGCGUACAUGCCGGCAAUUACGAGAGUACAUCGCCACAAUGCAAGCCAAAGUCACCUCCAGAUCAGAUGAUACUGGAGAGAACAAAGAGGCACUGGCUGAAGAAAGAUCGUCAUCUGAGGUGAUGAUGCGUCGCCGUCUCCGUGAUUAUCUGAACUGGAAAAGAUCCCUUUCAAAUGUCAACAAAAAUUUGUCUCAAUCGGACGAAGGCGCAAAGCCCGCAGAGACUGGCAGACUCGGGCAACGACAAGCAAAACCUCCUCCCAACAAACGGCGACGUGUACGCGGUGGAGGAGCCGUGAACUCGGCAUCCAGUCGUGUUCCAGACAGCAGUGUGCAAACCCAAGUCGAACUGCCUACACAAGUAAUGAGCCUCCUCGAAGAGAUUCAGCCAACUGAAGCGGAAGAGAUUCAGAAAGAAGAGAUUCUGGUCGACGAUCUUGAUGACACCGAAGACUUUUACGAACUCUAUGAGAUGAAUGAUCUGGUGAUGAUUCACCCUUAUGAUGGUGACAUGGACGAGCAUAUCUUGGAGGAACUUCGUCCGCGAUACAUCGUGAUGUAUGAGCCGGACGCUGCCUUUAUUCGCCGUGUUGAAGUCUACCGCAGCUCCCACGUGGGACGAAUCGUGAAGGUUUAUUUCCUCUCCUAUGAAGGGUCUGUUGAGGAACAGCGAUAUCUGAGUGCAGUGCGGCGAGAGAAGGAUUCAUUUUCAAAAUUGAUCAAAGAGAAGAGUAACAUGGCUGUCACCUUAACGCAUGACAAGAGCUCCGAGGACCCCCAAGAGCAGUUCUUGCGAACCGUAAAUACUAGGAUUGCUGGGGGUGGGAGACUUGCGGCAACCGCAGCGCCUCCCCGGGUUGUUGUUGACGUGCGCGAGUUUCGAAGUGCUUUGCCUUCUUUGCUGCACGGCAACAACAUGAUCGUCAUUCCUUGUCAACUGACAGUGGGGGACUACAUUCUCACCCCGGAAAUCUGCGUAGAACGGAAAUCCAUUCGUGACUUGAUUUCUUCACUACGCAAUGGUCGUCUUUACAAUCAGGCAGAGACGAUGAUUCAACACUACAAAACACCGCUGUUGUUGAUCGAAUUCGAUCAGAACAAAUCCUUCACAUUUGAUGCCUUUGCAACCAUCUCGACUGGAACCACCUUCUUGACUGACUAUGGCUUCUCGUCCACAGGCCAGGCCACCAGCUCUAGCACAAGCGCCAGCACUAACCCUUCAAAUCCUAAGUCUGCGCAACAUUUGAUCGUUCUUUUGACCCUCGCUUUCCCUCGUCUCAAGAUCAUCUGGUCGUCCUCCCCCUAUCAGACAGCGGAGAUCUUUGCCGAGCUGAAGAAAAACGCGGCAGAGCCCGAUCCACUCCGUGCUGUUCAGAUUGGCCUGGAUCUUGACAUUAUCGGCUCGUCUGAGGAUGCCAUGGCAGCAACGGGGAUUGAACAUCGAAUCUUCAAUCAAUUACCGCAAGACAUGCUUCGCGCUGUGCCAGGCGUGACACCGAAAGCUCUCGACCGGCUUAUCCUCGAAUCAGAAAAUCUACACGAGAUCGCGAAUAUGAGUGUAGAGGAUUUGAAUCCUCUUGUCGGCAAGGAGGCAGCACGAAAGAUUGUCGCCUUUUUCCGAAAAAGUGUCUUUGAUGAUUGA